UUCCAUACACUGUUAAAGGUGUAAUAAACCAUAGAUUUACAUAAUUCACAACCUUAACUUAACAUCCCUGUUGUUAUUGAGCGCUCAGCUGACGCAGUGUCCGGAUGUGGACGUGGCAGACAGCUAUCUACGACAGUUCCGGUGCGAAUGUCCGCUUGGAGAGAAACCAGAGAGGAAAGGAUUAGCGAAACACCCCAGGACGAACAUCGGCAAUAGUUUGACGGCCACUGGCCUUCGGAACCGGUUGUGAGCAGGGACAACCGAUCUCUUGGCUAACUCGUUAUUUUAUCCAGAUUUGAGCUCCAGGUAUGAACUGAGAAUGAAUGUGAACCAGCAGACUCCCAUGGCGUCUCCGUACGGCCCGCCCCAGCCUGGCUAUGGCCAGCCCAGCUACGCUCCCCUGGGAGGGGGCUACCCUGGCCCCUACGGACCCUACAACGGGCCCGCUGCAGCCUACCAGCCUGGGGCUCCACCACAAGGUUACUCUCCCUAUGCCAGUUUUCCCUCUAAGGCUGUGGCAGCUAACCCUGUCUCUGACCUGUCCUCUCCUCUUGACUUAGGACCUGCCAGAGGCCCCCUUACCUCUGCCCCCCGUCCAGUCUCCACCCCCCAGGCGUACUCCCAGUAUCCCCAGGGAGACUCUCAGAACGGACCCCCACCUAUGGAUCACUCUAUGGCCCAGCCAGCUCACAGGUCGCCAGUGUCUCAGCCAUAUAGCCAAGGUGCUAUGAACUUGUCUGGGCCACACCCCUCCUACUCCCAGCAGUAUGGUGCUCCACCCCCCAUGCAACAGGUUACCAAUCAGAUGUCAGGGAUGCAGAUCGGGUCCGGUCCCCCCACCUCUGUUGGGCCGGGAUAUGCUCACCAUCCCAGCACCCAGCCUCCAAUCAGUGCUGCAUACUCCUCUGCAGCCCCACCCUCCUAUACGCAAGCUCCCCCAUUGUCUGCUGCCCCCUCCCAGCCUCCCCCUCCCAGUGAACCUGCAGCCUCCCAGCCUUACUAUGGUGGCCCCCCUCCCCCCCAACAACAACCAUUCCCCUCUGCCCACCAUCCCUCCCAACCCUUCGUCUCCUCCUCUCCAUACUUGGGCCCUCCCAGCCAACCUCAGGCCCCUCCAGUCUCCCAACAGCAGUCCUUCCCACCUGGCCCCCCUGCUCAGCAACCCUUCCCCAACUCUGCCCCUCCUCCAGUCUCCCAGGCCUCCUACUCUGGUCCCCCUCCUCUCACCCAGCACUCUUUCCCUCCCUCCUCCCAAUCUGGCCCCUUCCCACCCAUCUCUAUAUCCCCUUCCCAGUACCCAGGUCCACAGCCCCAGUCCCAACCCGGACCCCCUCCCUUCCACUCUGGGCCCUCUCCUCGAGGCCCCGUUCCACCCCCCUCCAUGUCCCAGCAGCAGGCCAAUCACCUUCCCCCCGGCCCCAUGCAGCAACAGCAGCCUCCUCAGCCUGGCAUGCAGGGAGGAUACCCAACCCAGCAAAAUGGUGCGUUUGGGCAGCCUAGAGGGCCCCAGCCCGGCUAUGCAGGCCCGCAAUAUCCCGGGCAACAGAACUACGGAGCAGGCCCUGCCCCUGCACCCGCUCCCCCUGCACAGAAGAGACUGGACCCUGAUUCCAUCCCCAGCCCGCAAGCGUCUGAGCUGCCGGCUGUGCAGAAAUCGAGACAUAGAAUAGAUCCAGACGCUAUCCCCAGCCCAAUUCAGGUGAUUGAGGAUGACCGGGUCAACAAGAGCAGUGAGCCGUUCACCACUGGGGUCAAAGGUCAGGCUCCACCCCUGGUCACCACCAACUUCCAGGUGAAAGACCAGGGCAAUGCCAGCCCGCGGUUCAUCCGCUGUACAGCCUACAACAUGCCCUGCACCGCUGACAUGGCCAAACAGUCCCAGGUCCCCUUGGCCGCUGUAAUCAAACCCCUGGCUAUGCUGCCCCCCGACGAGACCCCUCCGUACAUUGUGGACCAUGGGGAAGGCGGUCCUAUCCGCUGUAACCGCUGUAAGGCCUACAUGUGUCCCUACAUGCAGUUCAUCGAGGGCGGACGGCGCUUCCAGUGUGGCUUCUGCAGCUGCGUCACAGAGGUUCCUCCCCACUACUUCCAGCAUCUGGACCACACAGGGAAGAGGGUGGACUGCUACGAUCGGCCAGAGCUCUCUCAGGGCAGCUACGAGUUUGUGGCCACCGUCGACUACUGUAAGAACAAUAAGCUCCCCCAGCCCCCGUCGUUCAUCUUCUUCAUCGAUGUGUCUUACAACGCCGUGAAGAGCGGCAUGGUUAACAUCGUCUGUCAGGAGCUCAAGACUCUACUGGACUACCUGCCCAGGGAGAAUCCAGAGGCAGACUCGGUGGUGCGUGUGGGUUUUGUGACCUACAACAAGGUGUUGCACUUCUACAACGUCAAGUCCAGCCUGGCCCAGCCCCAGAUGAUGGUGGUCAGUGACGUCAGUGACAUGUUCCUCCCUCUGCUCGACGGCUUCCUGGUCGGCGUCAACGACAGCCGGAUGGUCAUCGAGAGUUUGCUAGACCAGAUUCCGGAGAUGUUUGCAGACACCAGGGAGACUGAGACGGUGUUUGGACCAGUCAUUCAGGCAGGACUGGAGGCACUGAAGGCUGCAGACUGUGCCGGGAAGCUGUUUGUGUUCCACUCCACUCUGCCCAUCGCUGAGGCUCCUGGGAAACUGAAGAAUAGAGAGGACAAGAAACUAGUGGGAACAGACAAGGAGAAGUCUCUGUUCCAGCCCCAGUCUGGUUUCUAUAGUAACCUCUCUAAGGAGUGUGUAGCACAGGGCUGCUGUGUAGACCUCUUCCUGUUUCCCAACCAGUACGUCGACGUGGCAACGCUUGGCGUGGUGCCCGUCUCCACCGGGGGUUCCGUCUACAAAUACACCUACUUCCAGGCCGAGACGGACCGUGAGCGGUUCCUGAAUGAUCUGCGGCGAGACGUUCAGAAGCCGAUGGGCUUCGAUGCUGUCAUGAGGGUCCGAACCAGCACAGGUAUCAGAGCGACAGAUUUCUUCGGCUCGUUCUUCAUGAGCAACACGACAGACGUGGAGCUGGCAGGCCUGGACUGUGACAAGACUGUCACCGUGGAAUUCCGCCACGACGACAAGCUCAGCGAGGACACCGGUGCGCUCAUGCAGUGCGCGGUGUUGUACACCAGCUGUAGUGGUCAGCGGCGUCUGCGGGUCCACAACAUGGCGGUCAACUGCUGCUCCCAGCUCGCCGACCUCUACCGGAACUGCGAGACGGACACAAUCAUCAACUUCUUCUCCAAGUACGCGUACCGUAGCAUAUUGAACACCCCCACCAAGACAGUGAGAGACACCAUGGUGAACCAGUGUGCCCAGAUUCUGGCCUGCUACCGCAAGAACUGUGCCAGCCCCUCGUCUGCCGGACAGCUGAUCCUACCAGAGUGUAUGAAGCUGCUGCCGGUCUAUCUGAACUGUGUGUUGAAGAGUGACGUGCUGCAGCCGGGAGCUGACAUCUCAUUGGACGACAGAGCCUACCUGAGACAGCUGCUCAGCUGUAUGGACGUAUCAGAGAGCCACAUCUUCUUCUAUCCCCGCCUACUGCCCCUGGUGAAGUUGGAUGGAGGGUCGUUGCCGAUGGCAGUGCGUAACUCAGAGGAGCGCCUGUCGAAGGGCGGAGUCUACCUCCUGGAGACAGGGCUCCACCUCUUCCUGUGGGUGGGAGCCAAUGCUCAGCAGGAGCUGCUUAGCAACAUCUUUGGAACGCCCACCUUCAGCCAGAUAGACCCCAACAUGACGAGUCUGCCGGAGCUGGACAACCCGUUCUCCCAGAGACUCCGAGAGAUCAUCGACUCCUUCAGGUCACAACGGUCACGAUACAUGAAGUUGAUGGUGGUGAAGCAAGAGGACAAGGCGGAGCUAAUCUUUAAGCACUUCCUGUGUGAGGACAAGAGCACCAGCGGAGGAGCUUCCUAUGUCGACUUCCUGUGUCACAUGCACAAGGAGAUCCGCCAGCUACUCAGCUAGGGCCCUGAUUUCUGACCCUUCAAACCUGACCCCGGCACCUCUCAAACACCCCCCCGAUGCGUUUUAUCUUUUAUUUACCUAAUAAACUUAACCCCUCCCCCUCUGUCAGCGAGAGGCCGGAGACGUAUACACAGCCUCGUGGCAGAUUCCAUGUGUCUGUCCUCAUACGACUCUACUAUUCCAAACGUCAGGCUCUAAAACAGCUGGAGCUGAUCCACUGGCCAAUGGAAGUGUGUGUGUGUCUUUUGUGAGUAUGUUUGUGAGGGAGAGUUGCUGUUGAUUGUAGUAGGUGUUCUGUCUGUAACACUAGCACUGAAAGGCUGUUGUGGGUGUACCGGCCGCUGGUAGAAACUCUCUUUUUGUAUGAUUCAGACCCAGUAGAGCUGAAGAUGACAAACUAUACAUGACAUGAAAUAAAUGUUGUUUUUUUUCCAUCUCUAGAAUUAUUUUUCUAUUUGUCUUAUUCUCUCUCCCUCAGAAAUGACCGUGUGUGUGUGUGUGCGCUGACUUACAAACACUACUGAGGCAAUAGGAGAGCGGGAGGAGUAUAUAGAGAUCUGUGAUUGAGGUGAAACUCCCCAAAAAAGUCUAUGCAUCUAAUCAUCCAGAGGCACGGGGUUUGAACGUUCAACCAGCGUGGGGGUCCCACUGACUCACACAGUAUAGACUGUUUGGUUGAGGUGUGUGUGUCAUGUUGUUUUACUAACGUGUGUGUAUCAGCUUGACACCAUUCUCUGACAUGAUGCCUGUUUGUCUUCCUGUCUGUGAAGGGAAGGAGUAACUGGCUGUGCUUCUCAAAAUUGAGGUCAGUCCGAGAAAGUGUGAUGAGAAUAAUGUUGGGCAUAGUCAUGUUCCGUAGGCACGAAAACAGGAGAGAACUAUUUGAAAGGGGGGGAGGGGGGAGUACUUGUGUUUUUGGUUUCCGUAGCAGAAUGUUUUUGCUACGUGUUUUUGCUGAACAUGACCCUGUGCUCUACACACAGCUGUGUCCGAGUUGUCCCACACUGCGGACGGUCUGCUAUAGAACCUUGGUUCGUUUACACAUAUAACCUACGUCUAUAACCUGUACAGAAUUAAAUCCUCCGGUUUUUAAACACCUGUGUCAAAUGCUGUGGUUUGUCAGUCCUCUCCGUCGCCGCCGCUCACACAAAAGUAGUCCUGCUUUUUUGUGUGCAGCUUCGUGUGUGGGUGGGAGGAAGGGUGGAUGUGUGGGGUUCUGGAGGCAGAUCCUGGUGAAUUUCUCUAAAGGAAAAGAGGGAUCCGUCGAUACACCCUGACUUUUGCAUUUGUUUUCAUGUCUUAACACAAGUGUUGCUGCCCUCUUCUCUGACCCAUCUCUCUGUUGAAUGGACUUUCUUUCUGACUGACCGUGAUCUGACCGUUUUCCUUUUCUCUGUGUUUUUGUCAUUGCCUCCUGGACUGUUAAUAAAGUUAUUGAAUCACCAUG
This is a messenger RNA of Oncorhynchus mykiss (rainbow trout), 5432 nucleotides long. RefSeq names its product protein transport protein Sec24C. Gene Ontology annotation, molecular function: zinc ion binding; SNARE binding. Gene Ontology annotation, biological process: COPII-coated vesicle cargo loading; intracellular protein transport; endoplasmic reticulum to Golgi vesicle-mediated transport. Gene Ontology annotation, cellular component: COPII vesicle coat; endoplasmic reticulum exit site. The record is from RefSeq and is a predicted model, not a curated record. NCBI's taxonomy places the organism in Eukaryota, Metazoa, Chordata, Actinopteri, Salmoniformes, Salmonidae.